Molecule: messenger RNA, 1227 nt
Organism: Penicillium chermesinum
Lineage: Eukaryota; Fungi; Ascomycota; Eurotiomycetes; Eurotiales; Aspergillaceae
Product: C2H2-type zinc finger protein
Exons: 4
Coding region: 1-1227 (408 amino acids)
Biological process (GO): regulation of transcription by RNA polymerase II
Cellular component (GO): transcription regulator complex; PcG protein complex
Molecular function (GO): RNA polymerase II cis-regulatory region sequence-specific DNA binding; DNA-binding transcription factor activity, RNA polymerase II-specific
Source: RefSeq, a predicted model, not a curated record
AUGGAGACCGUCGAGCCAUCUUACGAUCUACCAGGACAUGGCGUGGGCUUUGGCAGACGACCCAUGGAAUCCAUGUUCAAUUACUAUUCGCAUCACUCCUCUGCGUCAUACUCUCUCCCCUACCAGGCCCCAACCACCAGCUCCUAUCACUUCAGCUCGCUGGCCCAUCACUACGGCUCCUUUCAACCGUACGUGGUGGCUAGCCCACCGCCUCUGACUUCCCCGGGGCGUCUGGCAGAGCCAGUCAAUAGUCUUCCUGAUAUCCGACCUGCAAAGAACGCCAUCAACCCGGCCACCAAGACCGAUCUGCGAGGCGUCGUGCCCGGUGUACCCAAGAAGGAAGACGGCGUCGAUGUUGACUUCUCCACCGAGGUCGAUGUCUUGAUGAAGACGAUCCAGGCCAAGCCUGAGCCUUCCUCACAGUCGUUACCCUCUUUGCAGCAACUGGCCCCGCCGGCGUAUGCAUACCCCAUGACUCCGUCUCGUAUUCUGACCAGCGAGAGCCAGCUGUCGAGAUCGGGGAAGCAACGCAGGUACUCUUGCAAUCUUCCUGGCUGCGGCAAAGCCUUCGCUCAGAAGACCCAUCUGGAUAUCCAUACGCGCGCACACACGGGCGACAAGCCAUUCAUCUGUAAGAUCCCUGGCUGUGGGCAGCGUUUCUCCCAACUGGGAAACCUGAAGACGCACGAACGUCGCCAUACUGGCGAGAAGCCCUAUGAAUGCGAGAUCUGCCACAAAAGGUUCGCCCAGCGCGGCAACGUGCGCGCCCACAAGACAACCCACCUUCAGAACAAGCCUUUUACUUGCCUGCUAGAUGACUGUCGCAAAAAUUUCACGCAGCUUGGCAAUCUGAAGUCCCACCAAAACAAGUUCCAUUCAUCAACGCUGCGGUCAUUAACAAUGCGCUUCUCCCAGAUCAGCAACGCAGGGCCUGUCAAUCCUGAAGACCGCGCAAUGUGGGAGUAUUUCUCGAGCCUCUACAAGAACAGCAACAAGGGCAUCAAAGGUCGCGGCAAAGAUCGUCGCAUUUUAAUGACCAAACAAGCACCCCUUCCGGUCAAUAUGCAUCGCAUGUCGCUCGAUUCAGAAGAGGGCCAUCCUCACGGUCGUCGAGUAGCCUACGAUGAUGAUCAAUUGACUGUUUAUACCCGCGGCUCCAGCAGCAGCGACGGCGACGAGUACUAUAUGGAUCGGCGGGGACCGACUAAAGUUGAGAUGAUGAUAUGA